AUGCCCUCAGGAUAUAGGUGCAACGUUAUUGAUUGGAGCAUCAAGGCCAGUGAUGAUGUGUCGCUGGAUAGCCUCGAGUUUAGUGCGUUGCCUAGCGGUCUUCAUUUGGUAGAGCAGGAUGUCAUUUACAUCACCAAGGAUGGGCGGCAUGGUGUCUGUGUCUUUCGUCGGAGGAAAACGACCGAGCAGGGACAUCGAGGCUUCCGGCUGCCCUCUCUUGGAAUUCUGCUAGCCAAAUCUGCACGUUCAAAACCGUGGCGGCAUCUUUCCGCCCUGAAGGACCUUGUUGCGACUAUAUAUACCCGCUUGGAGAUUUCUGAGAUCCUUGAGCCCACUGACGAGGACUGGGAACCAGCCCGGGUCUUUUUUGAGGAACACAAGGUCGGGCAAGACGACCUCGGGGGCGCUGGGCAAUGGAAUGGAUGGAGCUACGAGUUUGACGGGGUGCGUUGUUCUACACCGGAAGGAUAA
Molecule: messenger RNA, 471 nt
Organism: Desarmillaria tabescens
Lineage: Eukaryota; Fungi; Basidiomycota; Agaricomycetes; Agaricales; Physalacriaceae
Exons: 3
Coding region: 1-471 (156 amino acids)
Cellular component (GO): lipid droplet
Source: RefSeq, a predicted model, not a curated record